GUGUUGGGUAUAUCGGGAUAUAAGGGAAGGUGGUAGUUGUGCCAAGAUAGGAUUCAUUCCUCGAUUAACAUUUCGAGAAGAACACUCAGUUUCUCUAUAUUACUUGACCGUUAAGUCACUGGCCAGUGCAAUUGAUAUGUUCGAACUUUAAAAGUUGAACAUGAUCGAUGGAGGUCAUUUAAUAAAGAUGAGAUAAAUUGAUUGAGCUAUUGGAAAGACACAAUGACAAAUUCUAGGCUCUAUCGAGUGGUUCGUGAAUGAAAGGAUGUUACUAUAUCUUCGCAUAAAGGUUUUGUUUACAGAAUCCACGUAAACGUUCUUCAUAUAUCGAGUUCGCUACACAACGCAGUCUAGGAGUUUUGUGUAGACUUUAAUUUGAUUAUCGACGAUAAUGGAGGCCUAUUGGGUCACACUUUAUGUGUAUUGUUGAUUCGCUCAAGGGUGCAAAGAUAGUGCUUGGUGUUUAAUCUAAUGCUAGUCCAAGUGGGAGAUUGAAAGUUAUAUGGACUAGAUUAGGAUAUAUUUGAUAUAUUCUAAUAAGCUUUAAUUAAUUAGUAAAUAGUUUGACUAUUGGAUUAAUUAAUUGGAGACAAAAGAAAAGCCCGGCCUGUUUAACUUAGGGUUUACAGGCGUGUCUUAUUCCUAUAAGAAUAGGAAUAUAUUUCUUUUGUCUGUAUGAGAUGAAAACACGUGAGAUACGUAAAAUCACAAGAGAGAAAACACUUAGAGCACUAUAGAAUUCAAUCGGAGAUUUCCUAGCUUUCGAAGAUUGAAUUGUGCAUCGGGAAUUGUUCCUGCAUCGAAUCUGCAAUAUGCGUGGAUACCAUAGUAGUGGAUUCAACUGCAGGAUUGCUAGAAGAAUUGCUACAGGAUUGUUUGCUACACAACAAUUAUCAGCUAGCACAAAGCAUGGAAGCAGCAGCUGCUACCGCCGUCCUUAAAGUUCUAGUUCAAAAACUCAUCGACCUCCCCAUGAAAGAGAUCUCUCAAAUCCGAGGUUUCCGCAAAAAUGCAGAAAAGCUAGCUGGAAGUCUCGACAUGAUCCAGAAAUUCUUGCACAAUGCUGAGAUGCGUGCCAUCACCAGCGAUGCUGCUGUCAAGUGCUGGUUGAAGAAGCUUGAAGACGUGGCGUUCGAUGCUGACAAUGUUUUGGAUGAUAUCAACUAUCAUAUUCUCUCCAAACAAAUUAAGGCCACCAAACCCAUGAAGGCGAAGAUAUUAUCAGGCUUCUCAUCAUCCGUCAAUUCUAUUGCGCGUCCGAGAAAUAUGGCUGUUAGAAUCAAGAAAAUCAAUAAGAAUUUGGAGUCCAUUAAGAAAGAGGCCACCGACCUUGGCCUCGUAGUGAGGCUUGCCAUUGCCAAUGAGCCCACUUUGGUUGAUGCUUCUUUGGAAACUGAUUCAUACACUCGUGAUCCAAUUUUUAUUGGAAGAGAUGAUGCUGUGUCGGAAAUAGUUCGGACGCUUAUAAAUGGCAUCAAAACUGAUGAACGUGCAGUUUCCAUCCUUCCAAUUGUGGGGAUGGGGGGAUUGGGGAAGACGACAUUGACUAGGAAAGUCUUCAAUUGUCUGAAGGAUGAGAGUCGGUUUGGAUCGCAUUUGUGGGUGCAUGUUUCCCCAAAUUUUGAUGCAAUAACUCUUUUCAAGAAAAUUCUCAAUAACUUGACAUCUUGUCAAGUUGAAAUUGCGAGCAGGGAAGAUAUUCUUGCAAAGCUUAAAGAAGCUUUGAAAGAUAAAACUUAUCUUCUUGUGCUUGACGAUGUAUGGAACCAAGAUGGUUUGAAAUGGGAAGAUUUUAUGAAUUCUUUUUCGGGAGUUAGUUGUGUCAAGGGAAAUGCCAUCAUUGUUACUACCAGAAAUAUGGAGGUGGCUUCAAUUGUGAAUACACUUCAUAUACAUGAGUUGAAAGGCUUAUCGAAGGAAGAGUGUUGGUCGAUAAUUAAAGUAAAAGCCUUCGGAAAAAAAGAUGUUCCAUCAGAAUUUAAGGCCAUUGGGAGAAAGAUUGCAAGGAGGUGUCAAGGUUUGCCAUUAGCUGCCAACAUAGUUGGGGGAGUGCUACGCAAUAAAUCCGAGGAGAAAUGGCGUUCAGUCGAGGAGAAAUGGCUUUCAGCCGAUGAAGGAGGAGAUAAUAUCACAAAUAUAUUGAGACUGAGCUUCGAUAAUUUGUCUUUGCCAUCACUUAAGAAGUGCUUAGCAUACUGUGCGAUGUUUCCUAAAGGCUCCAAAAUCAGCAAAUGGAAACUGAUUGAGAUGUGGAUGGCAGAAGGUUUUCUUCAAGCUGAUGAAAGGGAUGAGAUGGAGUCCGUGGGCGAAAAAUUUAUCAACAUUCUUCUGCACAACUCUUUACUACAAGUUUCUAAGAGAGAUGAUGACGGAAAUGUUAAAAAGUGUGGUAUGCAUGAUCUUGUGCACGAUCUCGCUUGUUCUGUUUCAAGCUCCUCUAACAGUACAGGUGGUAGCAGCCGAGUUCGAUACAUGACUCUCGAAGACAACUAUUGUAGCGACGAAUCAAGUGGUAUCCCAAAAGAAAUGGCAAAGUCUUUGCGUACAUUACUAAUAACAUCCAAAGCUGAUAUUUCUGAUAUCAACUUCUCAGACUUGGAAAGUUUGCAUGUUUUACAUCUUCACUCUGAAGUUCUAAACGAGCUGCCAAGUUCGAUUCGGAAGUUGAUACAUUUGAGAGAUUUUGAUAUUUCAAAGACAAGAAUUGAAGUUUUGCCGGAUUGGAUUGGUGAAUUCUUUCACUUGCAGACGUUGAGAGUAGAGGCAGGAUGGUUGAGAAAACUGCCAAGUACGAUUAAGUACUUGAUUAACUUGAGGCAUCUUUAUAUUGACUGGAGGGUAGAGUUGCCUAUGGGAAUUGGGAGAUUAACUUCUCUCCAAACGCUAACGCACUUUCCAGUGGGCGAUGAGAAUGGCUGCAAAAUUGAAGAGCUCGGAAGUUUGAAUAAUCUUAAAGGAGAGGUAAGGAUUUGGAAACUCGAAAGGGUUCAUGACAAGGAAGAGGCUGGGAAAGCCAAUUUAUUCAAAAAGUCAAAAAUAUUGAAGUUGUGUAUGAAAUGGGAUCCGAGAAGAGAAGGUGAAAGAAAUGAUGAGGAUGUAUUGGAAGGCCUUCAACCUCACUCACAUCUGAGGGAGUUAGUGAUUGAUGAAUUCAAUGGAAAAAGAUUUCCAUUAUGGACUCGGAAGAUGGCAGUUCGACAUAUGCCCGGAGGCUCUUGGGUGGUGCUUAACAAUUUAAUGUCGUUAUCACUCAUUCGCUGCAGAGAAUUUGAAGAGAUCCCAAUGUUGGGGCACUUGCCAAAUCUCAAGUCCCUUCAGUUGCAUGAAUUGAGUAAUUUGAAGUAUAUAAAUUCAUCAUUCUACGGAAUGGUGAACAAGGACACACGCAUUGUUUUUCCAGCUCUCGAGAAGUUCACAUUGGAAGACAUGCCUAUGCUGGCAGAGUGGGCAGAAAUAGAAAUUUCGGAUGGAAGUGAAGUGAAGCUAUUUCCUCGCCUCCGAUAUUUGGAAAUUGAGAAUUGCAAGCAAUUGAUGAGUGUUCCAAGUCAUGUCUCGUCAUGCCUUGAAGAAUUGAGUAUUGUUAAGAUUGGUGUGGAAUGUCUGUCAGCUGAUUGGUUAUUGAGUAACAGCGAGACUCUCUCAAAUUUGACUAUAAGUUACUGCACGAAUUUGAGAGAAAUACUAUCAAAUAGGUGGGGAGAAGAAGAAUCAGAAGGAAGAAGCUUCAGAAUCACAUCCCUCCCUAUAUUCCCUCGUCUAAAAGAUUUGUAUAUUCUACACGUUCCUAAGUUAAGUUUGGAGACUGUGGAUGCAAUGCGGCGCCUCCAAAUUGAUGGCUACAAACGCAUUGACCCGUGACGGUCACGGUGUCGUUAAUUUGAUUCUGAUGAAAGUGAAGAGGUCUAGUGAAGAAGGAAUAAGAAUAGGAGAGCCUUUGAAGAGCUUGGAGGCGAGGUAGCCUCAACUAGAGGCGCCAACGAGCUUGCUCGUGGGGACGAACGACGACAGUGUAGUCAUUGACUGUGAAGAGAAGGAUGAUGACAAAAAUUCAGACAACAAUGUUGAAGAUGUGAAGAUAGUGAAACAAGAGGAUUCAGCAGCUGUGGAAGUUGAAUCCAGUCCCAGCAAAAAGGGAGGUAGCCAGCUUUUUCCAUUUCUUGAUGAAUGAUUAAUGCCUAUUUCUUAUGUUUGAAUAUUGAGGCAUGCUAGCUUGAAUUUGAUGAAAUGAUGUUGGGGGUUGUAUCAGUUAUAUCUAUAUAGUAUAUGUUUUCAUGGUGCAACUAUUAAAGAAGGCAAAUGGUGAAGACAAGAAACAAACAUGGUUGAAUCAUCAAGCAUGUGUUGAUAAAGAAGGAAUGAAGAUUCACAUCUUCUCCAUCUUCAAUGUUUGAGCAAUCUUAUUAGACAAACAAUAUGCCGUUGAUUGAAUGGUGAUCAUUGGAUUAACAGCAACAGCUCCCGGCAGCACACUCGCAUGAUGCCUCCCAACUCUCCCCAUUCUCAUCAACUGCUCCUUCCUCUUAAUCCACCCCCAUUUUGCAGCUCCCCAUUCUGAUGCGCCGAGCAAUACGUCGUCCACGCCCUCGCCCUCGCCCUCGGCUCCUCCCCCGUCGAGGAACUCCUCCACCUCCCUCUCCCCGACCCCCUCGCACCUCAGCCUCUGCCCGUCGCUCUGAUGCGUGCCCACCUCGACCGCCCCGGCCCCCACCAGUAUCCUCAGCAAUGAUGGUUUAUGCAAAAAUGGCAAACGUGAUGUUGCAAGAGAUCUUUUGAGGGAACUUCCUUCUAAUGGUUUGCAACCUAAUGUUUGGAUAUAUAAUAUGAUCCUUCAUUCACUUUGUCAAGAAGGAUCUAUGGAGGAGGUAGAACGUUUGCUUGUAGAGAUGAAGAAUCGUGUGACAUACAACAUGUGUGAAUUUUAUGAAUGGAUAUUUGUUUGCAAAAAGUUGUUGUAUUUGGAUGAGCUCACUGCAUUUUUAUAUUCAGAAUUCAUAUGUAUUUUGUCUUUAAAAGGAUUAAACAUUUUGUGCCUAUAUAUUACGUUGAAGCCAGAAAUUAAUUACUAAUUCAUAA
Molecule: messenger RNA, 5073 nt
Organism: Salvia miltiorrhiza (redroot sage)
Lineage: Eukaryota; Viridiplantae; Streptophyta; Magnoliopsida; Lamiales; Lamiaceae
Product: putative disease resistance RPP13-like protein 1
Exons: 4
Coding region: 910-3858 (982 amino acids)
Biological process (GO): defense response to other organism
Molecular function (GO): ADP binding
Source: RefSeq, a predicted model, not a curated record